GUGAUUCUCACAGCAAGAAUACUGUUAUAACCUGUACGUUGUGAUGCUAUUUCGAAAACUGCAAAUAUAACACUUAUUAACAAACAACAGACAAGGUUUUGACAACCAUCACCUGGCUUUUGUCCAUCAUCGUCUCCAUCUACUACACCUUCCACUCCCCUCACGAUGGCGUCUGGGCUCGUCGUAGGAUAUGGCGUCAGAACGAUGCGUAUAACACCGCCUUCCAGAUGAACCACAUCAUCGCCAGCAUCUACUGGAUCGUUCUCUUCAUCUUCCAGGGAGUCUACAUCGGCCACCUCUUCUCCGGCAAUGUAGAGAAGGCAAACCAGGCAUGCUCAGUGGGAAGCCACUUCAUUCUCAACAACCUGCUCCACUUCGGCUUCGUCAUGCUGUUUGUGCGUUCGUAUUUCGGUUGGGCCGAGUUGUUCAUCAUCCUCAACUUUAUCAACCUGUCGUCCCUGUACUUCCGCCACCCAGGCUAUGCUCGCUUCAUUCACCAACCCACUGUCUCAGGCCCCUUAGCCUGGACCUUCGUGGCAAUCUACUGGAAUGGUGCCAUCAUGGUCCCCCACCCGGCCUCGCUUGUUGCGCGCAUCUUUGGCAAUAUCUUCAUCUGGUCGAUCCUCGUGUACGGGCUGUUCUUCAUCGUCAUAUACAAGGAUUACACCAUGGGUUUCAACCUUAGCGUUUUGUCUGCUGCCAUUGGGGUGUCCCAAUUCUUCCGCCAGGUGAUUGCGUUCCAGUGGAUCUUUGCCUUUAUCAUCAUGGCAAUUCUCUUCAUUGCGACGAUUGUGGUCGCUAUUCCCGCGGCUACUGGCAGAGGUUCCAAGGCCCCGGGUGCAGGUAAUGGAGACACCGAGCGAGCACCCCUCCUUGGUGAGAAUUAGAAAGAAUCAUCUUUUUCUUUUUCUUUAAUCCAAAAAGCAAAGAAGAAAAUAUUUGAAAAAGGUGUUGGACACGAUUUCAUAUGGCUUGCGAAUGCUUGCGAAUGAUGGAGAUUGUAAUGCAUUGUUGGGAGGAAAAAGUGAUAACUUCCCGCUCAUUUGGAUACUGGGCGGUGCCCCGUACAACUGUCCUUUCAAACAACCCCUAUUUCAAAAUUUGUGUGUAAUGGCGUUGGUGAGGAGCGGGAUGUACCAGAUUUCAACUGUUUGUAUGCAAUGUGGAAUU
Hypoxylon fragiforme is the source of this 1170-nucleotide messenger RNA. RefSeq lists its product as uncharacterized. The record is from RefSeq and is a predicted model, not a curated record. The coding region runs from base 228 to 887 and encodes 219 amino acids. NCBI's taxonomy places the organism in Eukaryota, Fungi, Ascomycota, Sordariomycetes, Xylariales, Hypoxylaceae. The transcript has 4 exons.